UGCUCACCACUCAACCACAGGGGGCCUGAGAAGACAGAGCUCUGGAGAACCUCUGCCCUACAGGACGAUUAUCUCUGACAUCUUUCCAGAUGUCAGGACAAACCACUCAUCAAUUUUAACACAAAUAUUAUUUUUGUUUAAUGUUGUGUACAGCUAUUGAGGAAUUGUUUUUAUGGCUACAAAACGGAAAAGUUUGAAUUACGUAGAAUGGAUACUUUAUUUUUCUCCAGAAUUUGGCAUCUGCACAUUAAAACCUGACGUGAAAGAAGAAAAUGAGGGAAAAAGGAAGGAUCCGUUUUUAUUUUUGAGUGAUUAUGCCAUUUAUCUGACCGGAUGGCACGGAAAAGGCGCCGUCCAUCAAGAGAAAGGGCACCUUAACAUCUCAGAGGGUGACAUAAAAUAUGAGAAAAAGUGAUUAAAAGUUAUGGAGAGUUUCGGGCAAGACGAGCCAACACAGCCGGUGAACAGCACAAACGACAGUUUUAUUUCAGAUCCAUCCACUGUGGAUGUGGCAGAGAGUCUCGCCUAUCAGAUCAGCCUGUCAGUUAUCCUCUCCGUUAUUACACUCGCCACCACUUUAUCUAACGCCUUCGUAAUCGCAACAAUCUCCCAGUCAAAGAAACUGCAAACUCCUGCAAACUUUCUGAUCGCCUCUCUGGCCAUCACCGACCUGCUGGUGUCCAUUCUGGUGAUGCCCAUCUGCGUCCUGUACACGGUCAUCCACACCUGGACGCUGGGGCAAAUCGUGUGCGACAUCUGGCUCUCCUCGGACAUUACGUGUUGCACGGCGUCCAUUCUCCACCUGUGCGUAAUCGCUUUGGAUAGAUUCUGGGCCAUCACGGACGCAGUGGAGUAUUCCAAAAAGCGCACGCCGGGGCGCGCAGCAGGCAUGGUGGCCACAGCCUGGGUCAUCGCCAUCUCCAUCUCCCUGCCACCUCUCUUCUGGAGGCAGGUGAAGGCGGAGGAGCUAACCAGCUGCAGCGUCAACACGGAUCAUAUUUUCUACACAAUCUACUCCACCUUUGGGGCUUUCUACAUCCCCACAUUGCUGCUGAUUGUCCUCUACGGGCGGAUAUACGUGGAGGCAAGGAAACGGAUCCUGAAGCAGUCCCCCAAGAAGGCGGGUAAGAGACUCACCUCUGCGCAUUUGGUCACCAACUCUCCUGGAUCUGUAGCGUCUCUGCAGUGUGGGAGACACGACACCCAGUCCAGCGACACCGGGUCUUCAACAAGCGAGAACCAGGUGAAAGUGACCGUGUCAGACGCGUUUUUGGAGAAAAAGCGUAUAUCUGCAGCCAGAGAGAGAAAAGCGACAAAGACUUUAGGGAUAAUCCUCGGCGCUUAUAUUGUUUGUUGGCUUCCGUUUUUCAUUUACACAUUGGUGGUGGCCACGUGUGAAACAUGUUUUAACCCCGAGCUAUUUGACUUUUUCACCUGGUUGGGCUAUCUGAAUUCCCUCAUAAACCCGAUCAUAUACACAAUGUCCAAUGAGGACUUCAAGAAGGCUUUCCAUAAACUUUUGCGCUUCAGAUGCUGCAGGUCGUAAAGGAAUGUUCUUUUAGUCUCCAUUUAGAUGUAUUUAAGUUUUGAUAUAACGGUAUAUACAUGUAUGAGAUUAUAGAAUAUUAAGAAUGCCAUAAAACAAAUCCCCAUUUCUGGGACUGAUAAAGGAUUUGCAGAUAUGAUAUAUAUAAUUCCAGUUUUUAUGAAAUUAAAGAAGUAAAGUAAAUCCCAUGGAUGUGAUGCUCAAACCAAAACAGGGCUACUUGUAAAACGUUUUUUUCUUUUGGUUUGAAAAUGAAAGAUUUGACUUUAAGAAGGAGGAGAAAUCCAGCUUCACACCUCACUUAAACAUGUCAUACAUGCUCCUCUUGUUGAGCAAGUGCAGUGUUGUAGGAUAAGUUCAGUGAUGGGUUUUUAUUAUUCUGUGUUCCUGUUUGAAAUGUUGCAGUGAACCAAUGCAUAGUGAGCUACUCCCAUGUGAAGACUGACACAACAAUUAAUGGUAGCAGCAGAGAUCAUGGAUAUUUGACAUCUGACAAGUGAAAAAAAAGAUGUGUAACCAAGAUCCUUUCUGCACCAUCUGUACAUCAUGUCUAUGUAUUCAAAGAAACUAUACCAGUGGUAUAUAUUUUCAAUGUGGCCAAGGACUGCUUGCUGCUACUCUGUAUGGCUGUCUUUUGUUAAAUAUACACACUCAUGCAGUUGAAAAAAAGAGAAAAGAUUAAUAUCAGUGUCAAACAAAGAAACUCUAGCUGAUAUUUACCCAGCAGAGCUGAAUGCUGACCAUGGCUUCAAUGUUGCUGAACAAAUACCACCUUAUUUUACUAUGUGGUUCUAAUUUCUGCUACAUUUAAUCUGUAUCUACAAUGUUAUUUUCAUGUGUGAAAUGGUCUGCCCUCUCAUGGCUAUAAAGAAUGAUUAAAAUGUGUGUGGCCUGCAGAGCUGUAAAGAUAAUACUGAGGAUUUGUCAGCAUUAUGUGAAAUGAUGAUGUUCUAGGAUUGUAGGUGUUCACAUCAGAGAUGCUGUCCAAUAAAGGCUUUAACAUAUUUGUUUGGCACAGUUGUUGAGUGGGAGUUUUAUGAAUCAAAAAUCAGAAGUGAAAACAUUAAUUUUAUUAUUAUUGGCAUGUGAAAAACAGCAGAUAUUCUGACAGAACAUCUGCUGUUUUGUUGUUAAAUGUUACCUUGACUUGAAAUGAGCUUUAAGACAUAAUGGCCCCUGUGUAUCACGAUGAUGUCAAAAUUACAUUUUGACAUCAUCCACCACCUCUUGAGGUGCUCGUGGCGGAGCAUAAAGUAACACGGAUUAAAUUGGAUGAAUGUGCGUCAUUUCACAUCAGUU
Molecule: messenger RNA, 2845 nt
Organism: Eleginops maclovinus (Patagonian blennie)
Lineage: Eukaryota; Metazoa; Chordata; Actinopteri; Perciformes; Eleginopidae
Gene: htr1b
Product: 5-hydroxytryptamine (serotonin) receptor 1B
Exons: 1
Coding region: 425-1546 (373 amino acids)
Biological process (GO): adenylate cyclase-activating adrenergic receptor signaling pathway; bone remodeling; chemical synaptic transmission
Cellular component (GO): plasma membrane
Molecular function (GO): G protein-coupled serotonin receptor activity; dopamine neurotransmitter receptor activity, coupled via Gs
Source: RefSeq, a predicted model, not a curated record